CUAAGUUCUCUGUGUGUUUGAAUGGAGGCUUAACUGGAAACUUCUCUGCCAAGAAGGGACUCAGACAGGGCUGCCCAUUGUCACCAUACUUGUUCACUAUUAGUAUGGAGGUUCUCUCCUGUAUGCUUAAUAGGGCAGCAGCAAGGAAAGUCCUAUCUUUCCAUCCUCAAUGCCAAAGGAUUGGGCUCACCCACCUCUGCUUUGCUGACGAUCUUCUGAUCUUCACAAAGGGUUCAGAAGAGGCAGUGGGAACAGUUGCUACAAUCCUAGAGAAGUUUUAUCUGGUUUCAGGGCUAAGAUGUAAUCCUUCUAAGAGUGAGAUUUUUUGUGCGGGUGUGAAUGAGGAGGUGAAGAAAACACUGGUUAAUUGUUUUGGAUUCAAAGAAGGAACUCUCCCUGUCAUGUAUCUGGGGAUCCCACUCUCUGCAGGGAAACUGAAAGCAGUGGAUUGCAAAGCAUUGGUGGAAAAAAUUACAAGUCGAAUAAGAGGCUGGCAACCGAAGCUUUUGACAUAUGCUAGGAAAAUUCAGUUAAUAGUAGCAGUUCUAGCUAGCAUAUCUCAGUACCGGAUGAAUAUCAUCCAACUCCCCAAGAAAGUUAUCAAGGAAGUGGAAAGCAUGUGUUCAAAAUUCUUAUGGAGUAACAUGGAACAGAACAAGAAAGCAAAGGUGGCAUGGAAGCACGCUGCUUUUCCUAAGGAAGAAGGUGGACUGGGCUUUCGUGAUUUAUGGUCUUGGAACCAAGCUUGCCUGGCUAGACAUAUUUGGGUUGUUCUAGCAAAUCAAGAAACUCUGUGGAUUGCAUGGUUGAAGGAGUACUGGUUACGCAACAUUAGCAUCUGGGAAACUCAAAUUAGAGGGUCCUGGGUCUGGAACAAGAUACUUAAGACUAGACCACUUCUUAAUUCAUCCCUGGUCUGUACUGAAGCUGGGGUAGAGUGGAAUGGUGCUGUCAUGACUAGGUUUAGUAUAAAAACUGUCUGGGAUAGCCUCAGACCUCGAAGAGAAACUGUUCCCUGGGCAUCACUGGUAUGGAAGGGGCCUCUGAUCCCUAAGAAUUCCUUAAUAACGUGGUUGGUUAUACAGGACAGAAUUACAACGUUAGACAAAGUUAAGAAGUGGAACCCGGAUGUUCUGGACAUAUGCCCCCUCUGUCAUUCUGAUCCAGAGACUCGUGACCAUCUCUUCUUCUCCUGCUCUUAUGUCAGGACUGUUUGGAGUAUUGUGUUUGAUCCUUGGCAGAUUUCUCUUGGGUGGACUUUCCAAAGUGGGGUUUUAGCAGCUGUCACCAGGCUAGGUGACACGCCAAAACACAACACCUAACAACGGCCAAGUGUAACCAAUGAAAGGGACUGCAGUAUAGUGGCACAAGUAAUAAAUAUCGAAUCCACGGGUCUCUAGAGUUACUAUUACUCAGCUUCAGUUCAUUAUCUAGCAAACUAGAUUAAGGAUUGAUUAACUAAACUACUCUACUAACUAAACUAAGUAAAACUACUAAUUACAGUUUGGGAACUCACUUAGGUAUGAUUCCCCCUAGCUCCUCAAUUAGGUCCAAGUUGUAAUUCAUUUUGGUUGAUUUACUGUUGAUUAAACUGCGGAAGAUCCGACAGUAGCUUGGAAUCUCUUAAGCUGACCAAGCCCUCUCAGUCUAACUAUCCGGCAGACGACUAGUCUUCACCGGGAUAGAAAGCUGAAGCAAUAAGCACAGAACUCCACU
Molecule: messenger RNA, 1716 nt
Organism: Linum trigynum
Lineage: Eukaryota; Viridiplantae; Streptophyta; Magnoliopsida; Malpighiales; Linaceae
Source: the annotation of a GenBank genome assembly